AUGCCGUCCCACCUUCCGCUGAGCUGGGCUUUUCUCCUUAGUGCAACCUGGUCACGCACACUUCCGGACAAGAAUGAGCUGGCCAACGCGUGCUACUUCACCUAUCGAGUUGGAUACGUGAUUUGUGAUGCCAGUUUAGGGCCCGAGGCGGCUCAAAAAGAGAUGGAGGCUGGUCGAUGCAACGCGGACUUCCGAUUGAUGGGUUCUGACUUCCAGCGAUUGGUGCUGAAGCACUACAUGGAAGGUCGGCCUCCCUUGGAAGAGGCUAUGUGGCUUUUGACCUCAUCGGAAAAUUUCCAGACGCGCACGCUGUCCGAGUGUCCGCCGAUGCAAAUCUUGGCUAACAUGUUGUAUGGCGAAGCCCUUCUGUACCUGGAUGGUCCAAGCAGAGAUGGGGAGUCUGCAAUGCUGGUAGCUCAGGCCAUAGAACAAACGAAGCGCGUCCAGCCUGAAGUCUUGAACGCCUUGGCACGCACAUGGCCCCUAGACAUGGCCACCCAUCGCUUUCAGGACAGGCAUGUCUUCUGA
This is a messenger RNA of Durusdinium trenchii, 528 nucleotides long. Lineage: Eukaryota; Dinophyceae; Suessiales; Symbiodiniaceae. The record is from the annotation of a GenBank genome assembly.